Messenger RNA from Drosophila rhopaloa, 4083 nucleotides. RefSeq lists its product as uncharacterized. Gene Ontology annotation, biological process: regulation of microtubule polymerization or depolymerization; protein localization to microtubule plus-end; spindle assembly. The transcript has 2 exons. The record is from RefSeq and is a predicted model, not a curated record. NCBI's taxonomy places the organism in Eukaryota, Metazoa, Arthropoda, Insecta, Diptera, Drosophilidae. Gene Ontology annotation, molecular function: microtubule plus-end binding. Gene Ontology annotation, cellular component: microtubule plus-end; spindle midzone; cytoplasmic microtubule. The coding region runs from base 198 to 4028 and encodes 1276 amino acids.
UUUCCCUAGUCAGUCGCACAUCGAUCGCACACAUGGAAACAUCUAAAUUUUCUACGCUCGUUUCACGAUUCGUAUUUUCCAAAACUUUAUAUUUUUUUACUCAAUUUGUAACUUUUGGUUUUUCGGUUAAAAUAUCGGUUAAAUUGUAAAAACUUCGCGUUUUUAACUUUGUAUCAAUUAAUACGUGCCUACACGUCAUGAUAAAGUGGAAAAAUGUGUUGCAAACGCGUUCGGGCAAAAAUGCAUGCAGUUAUUCGCGGAUGGAACUUCUGCAGUGGGUGAACUCGACCCUCAAGAAAAACGUAAAGUGCCUGGAGGACCUGGGAAAUGGGGCCGAAUACUGCAUGCUGCUCCACAAGCUGCGACCUUCGUGCAUCAAUUUAAAGAAGGUCACGAUCUAUAAGAAGAGUCGUACCUACGGCAUGGAUAACAUGACAUUGAUUAGGAAUGCCCUCUUGGAUGCGGGUGUGAAUAAGAAGAUGGAGCUCGACCGCCUGGCAAAGCGGGGCUAUCGCGAGAAUCUGGAGUUCGCCCAGUGGUUCAAGGCCUUCUACGACUUCAAUGAAAAAUUGAUGCUAGAUGAACAGUUGCGUAUUAGUAAGGAGAAUGAGCGGGAGGAAGAGACCGCGGAGAUGGAACCAAAUGUGGCAGUGGUGGCGCCAAGAAACCCUCCACCCCCUACUGUACCCCCUGUCGCUGCUGACCCUCCUCCCCCUGCCGCCCCUGCUGUCCCUGCAGUUACCACUCCAAUUCCAUCCCAGAAUGUGACAGAAAACGCUGCAGAUGAAGCUCCUUGUUCCUCCAGGGAUAUUGUUAAUAACAUGACUGAGAGUGCCCAGUCAAAUGCAGAAGUUUCCAGUGAUCCUUUGAACCCAUCUCUUAUCCUUAAAAUAGCCAAGCAGAUAGUACUUAUAUUUGAAAAAGGCAGCGGAGAAUCCAAUACUCUCCAGAGGAAGCAGCCGAAGCAGCCGACUCGCCGUCCUCUCCCUCGAAUUCGAUCAGCAUCUUUUCGCCCUAAUAGUUUUGAAAAAUCACUUCGCCAAAUGCAGUAUAAAAGAAAAUUAAUCGCAAAGGACUCAAAGAUGCUAGCUGAAUCUGAAGGCGAAUUGAUCGGUCAAGCCGCUCAAGAAGGUGAACUAAUCCAGGCAACAAGCGAAUUGGACAAACAUAAUAUUGCAGAUGAUGAACCCAUCCAGGAAACAAGCGACUUAGGCGAACAGAACAGUGUAGGGGAUGAACCCAUCCAGAAGUCCAGCGAAUUGGUCGAACAUGACAUACUAGAUGAUAAGCCUUUUCAGCAACCAAUUGAAUUGGGGGAUCUUUACAUAUCAGAUGAAAACCUCAUACAGAAAUCAAGUGAAUUAGGCGAAGAUAAAGUAGGUGAUGAGCCCAUCCAAAACCCAAGCGAAUCGGAAGAAAUGAACACAUCAGAUGAUGAACCUAUUCCAAAAUCAAGCGAAUUGGAUGAACUUAACAUGACAGAUGAUGAACUUAUUCCAAAAUCAAGCGAAUUGGAUGAACUUAACAUGACAGAUGAUGAACCUAUUCCAAAAUCAAGCGAAUUGGGCGAACUUAACAUGACAUAUGAUAAACCCAUCCAGGUUAUUUUAGCGUCCCAAUGCGAAAGCGGAUUGGUCACUCCAGAUAAUGAAUCCUUCCAGGAACAAAGCGAAUCUGAAGAGAGCAAGAUGGAUAGUUUACCAGGGAUAGAGGACAAGCCAGACGAGAAGGAACUAGAACUGGACUUAAUAAAGGAGUGCAGUGAUGAAGAAUCGUGCGAUGAGAAUCUGGAGAGCUUAGAUUCGCCUACAGAAUGUAAAUGGUAUUGUGUUGAGAUUGGUGGCAAAACUGAAUGGCGAUUUGGUAAGGCUAUAAGCGCAGAAAGGCCUUUGGUGCGGCACAGCAGUUCCGAUUCAGAUUCCGAGGCAUCUACUUGUGAUAGAAAGGAGUGUGGACAACCAGUUAAUGAGCAAGAAGAAAAUUCGAUUAUCGCAGAAGACUCUCCUUUGCUUGAUGAAGACCAAAAGGAAAUCACCUUAGAAGGUUCUAAGGAAGUAGAGGAGCCAGUUGAAUUGCCUGAGAAACAGGAGGAUCCUAUUGGUCAAGAAAUCGAACCAUUGGAGCAGAAACCAAGUCUGGUUGAUAAUGAAAUGGAAAAAAUCGAUCUUUUACUCCUUAGUAUAGAACAAAAUCUGAAUCUAUUAGAUUUUUGCGACGGUGCUGCAGAAACCCAAGAAACCGAAAUGGAUAUGACCCAAUUGUACAGUCGCUUAAUAGAAGAAGAAGUGGAUAUACAUUCACCGAAGCCAACCGAGGCUCUCCCAUUAAUGGAUGAAACUGAUGUCAUGCAAGUUGAUCUAAAGGAAAAACCAAACAAUGAUACUACAGAUUUGCCACCUCUGAAGCUAACCCACUCUAUGGAAGACGAAAAAUCCUAUCCAGAUAAGUCGCUUUCCCUGGAAACAAAAUUAACGGAGGGCAGUUUAAUAUAUAAUUUGCUUGAUCAGGUCAGUCAGAUGAAUCAAAUUGAACUUAUCAAGGUGCAAAAUGAAAGGAAUUACUUAUCGUUAUUCGAGGCUAUUCCAUACAAAGAUAAACCCAAUUCUAGGCCAGUGAAUCCAAGCGACAGUGAGAUCGGGGACUCUUCAGAUUUCACAUCAGAAAUGGAACCACAUCCAACCACAUCCAACUCAAAUAAAACAGAGCAAUUCUAUCAAGAUCGGUGUCACCCGUUGCAAAUUAUAUUGGUCAAGGAACAAAAGAAAAUACGCCCUUUGGCACGCAAUAUGUUUGAUCACGUGUAUCGGAUGGCCAAGAACACUCCACUUCCGGAUGACGAGCCAUUUGAUCUAGAUGAUAUUCGUCCAAUAACCCCGCCAUUGGGUUAUGAAAAAACCUGGGAAAAGAUCACGAAAGAGCCUUCGUUAUGUAAGGAUGCCUAUGUCUCGCCAAAAACCAGAGACGUUUUGGUGCAAACACCUCAAGAAUCUAGUGAGCCCUUAUUUGCAGAGAAUAGCAAGUCAGCUAAGGAACUUAAGAGAAAACGGCCGAGUGAAAUGGAUCAUAUUAAAAUUAUACUACCAAAAAGAGCUCGGUUAUCAAACAACUUGUCCUUAAAAGUAGUUGUUGGUGGCCGCAAAACCAAACCAUCGAUAAGACGGAAUUAUCAGAAAAAGUCGACGAACUAUACUUCGGUUCCAAAACCAGAAUUCAAACCACGUCUUGAAUUGGGCAAAGAAUACUCUCAUGAUGUGCCAGAUAUGAAUUCAUCUAGUAGUUCCAAUGAAUCCACUUUCCGCAAAGACCACUCUAAAUGUAUUAAAAAUCUAUUGGAAAUGAUCGAUCUGCAAUUAUGCAAAACUCCUUGCAAGAUUGAGUUGCAAGCGUAUGGUAAGAAACAUGAAUGGAAAAAUGUGGAAUCGGAUAAAGAGUUUUUAAGAUCGGAAAGUGACAAAAGUGUCCCAUCUAAUCUUAUCGCUUGGUCCUGGACUGCCAUCUCUGGCAAUAUUUUGUUGUUCAUUUAUUGGGAUAAAUACCGAGAGGUCUACGAAGAACUUUUCCGUAACGUUGAUUAUAUCGUUUUUAAGCAGUUUAAGAAACUAUUUGGGGAAACACUAUUCCAGAAAAGGAUUAUCAAUUCCUCGACAAAGAGUGACCGCCGAACUGAGCGCAGAAUGAAAAGGAAAAUAGAGGACUUGCAGCUCAAGAUCAAGCAGGCAGAGGCGCCAAUUAAUCAGGAAUCGAGUGUGGGGGGAUCAUCCUCCACUCUGUUCACUUCAAGCUCCGAACUGGAGUACAGUCGUCCCAAAAAGGACGCCGUUCAGAUGAGGAUCUCGCAGAUCUGCGAGAAAAUACUCGAUGCCCAGGACCAGUUGGAAGGAUGUCGCCAGGAUGUGGCAUGUUUUAAGAAAAAGCUAGAUCGCAUCCGCUAUGCAUGCGAUAAUGUGCCAUCCACGGGCAGAAAUGAAGUUCUGAAUAUGCUACUUGCACAGGAGGAACAUCUGACGGAUCCCAUUUAUCCCCAAUAAAUUGUUCUUACCUGUAUGUUGUACCUAUGAAAAUACAUACAGGCUUGUUACAUAA